CUAAAGCAUUAUUUUCUUUUAUUUUAAACAUUUGGGAAUUUUUUAAACAUUUGGGGAUCCACUUGACUUAUUCGAAUCAAAUUUCCAUUUAUUGUGAGCCCAUUUAUUGGAAAUUUACAACGCAACAAUGUGUAAAAAAAUCGUAAUUUUGUGUUAAUUUGCCAACGUACCAAUGUGUCUGCCAUGAUGUUUUCAGCGUCGUUUUGAAGAAGCAGACUAAAAAGUUUUUGGGAUAAUGCUGAUUGUUUUGCCACAAAUUACGGGAGAACUGUAACAAAAAUCAGAAUGGUUGUGGAUGUACAUAUGAGGCCCUUUAACACCUUUAAAAUGCAACCAGCCUGUAUGACGCCCAAAGAACUCUCUGAAAAUGACGAUUUGGCUACUUCUCUAGUUUUGGAUCCACAUUUAGGCUUUACUACUCACAAAAUGAAUAUACGAUACAGGCCUCUCAAAACCAAUACAUCAGAACUUAAAAGCAUCAUAAUAGAAUUCAUUAAAAACCAGAAUUAUGAAAAGACUUACGAGAGAAUCUCAAGUGGCGAAUGGAUACCUAGAAUUAAAUCAAAAAAUCAACAGCGUAAGCUACAGGAACACAUUUAUAGGUAUCUUAGAGUUUUUGACAAGGAUUCUGGAUUUGUGAUAGCCCCUUGUUACCGUUAUUCCUUGGAAGGUCAGAAGGGUGCGAAAAUAGCAGCGACGCGAAAGUGGUACAAAAACGAAAAAAUAGAAUGUCUUGUUGGUUGCAUAGCCGAACUAACGGAAGAGGAAGAAAAACAAUUGCUUCAGCCUGGAAAAAACGACUUUUCUGUAAUGUAUAGUUGCAGGAAAAAUUGUGCGCAACUAUGGCUGGGUCCCGCCGCUUACAUCAAUCACGAUUGUCGGGCAAACUGCAAAUUUGUCGCUACGGGACGAGAUACAGCUUGCGUCAAAGUCUUGCGGGAUAUAGAGAUAGGUGAAGAAAUCACUUGCUUUUAUGGCGAAGAUUUCUUCGGCGAUAAAAAUUGUUAUUGCGAAUGUGAGACUUGCGAAAGACGCGCCACCGGUGCAUUUGCUAGAGAAACUGAACACAAAGAAGAAAACGGCUAUAGCUUGAGAGAAACUGAUAAUAGACUGAAUAGGACUAAGCAUAAACCACAGGUUAUCAGCAAAGAAGAUCCUAUGAAGUGCAGUGAAAGACUAAGAUUGCAAAAUAACAAAAUUGUCACUCUGUUAAGUAUGAAGGAGCUCAGGCAGAAGGGACUUACAAAAUAUGAUGCGGAAAUGUUGAUCGCGCAAGGUUGUAAAUUUACAGAUAUAGGGGAGUUUCAAAGUUUGAAACGAGCGAGCCGUAGCAGUUCGAGUUUAGGCGCGAAUGAUAGGGGUACCCGAUUCAGCGGUAAAAGUUCUGUGAUAAAUGAAGAGCCAAAAAGCGCGUUUAACGGAAUUAGCUCGCGGACCACGCGGUUACUGAGACGGCAAGCCCAACGAGCGAAUCAAGAACUUAUGCACUCGUCCACUCACCACAAUAUAUCGCGGUCGAAUUUACUAGAUGAUCUGCACAGCAACGCGAGCAGUUGUACUAGCACGUGUAGCGAUAACGAUCCCGUUUGUGAAGCCACGCAACAAAACAAAAAAUUUAACGACAGCCAUGAAAGCGGGAAAUUGAGCACUUGUGAUGAACAGACGGGGAUUAAAUUACGCAGUCAUAAAUGCUUAACGGAGUCGUUGGAGCGUGUUCACUCAAACGGAGAGCAUUCAAAAGAGGAAGCAGACGCAAUUAGGUGCACCCAGUGCGAUGGAAUGAAUAAUAAUCACGAAAGCAACUCUGUCAAGGGUGGGAGAAAUUUUAGGCGGACUACACGAAAUUCUAACAGAAAGUAUUACAAAGUGACCCAUCAAGACGGUUACCGCGGAGAUACUGUGAAAAACGAUAUUUAUGAGUUCAAUGAUGAUGAAGCGUGUGACGAUACCUUAAGCCUUCGAAAGAAAAUAGAUGUUGAGUGUGAACAGUCAAAACUAAAAGACGUCAGCAGUGAUAAUUUGGAAGUCAAAGCUGAAACUCACACUACCAUCGAACAUAGCAACUGGCAUGUGGAAACAUUUAACGACGUUGUGUCGGAGCCACCACCAGAUUGUAUUCAAAACACGGAAAAAACCCCUGAGAGGUGCGGCGGUCGCGUAAAGCUUACGCUCAGAAUGAAAAGAAGUCCCGUAUUGGAUGAGGUGAUCGAAUCUGGUAAUAGCCUGAGCGAUGAGUUUUUUGAGCCCGAGUAUGAAGUAUUACGGGUAGAGGGCGUUGAAGAUGACGAAGUACAAUACACACCUUAUUCUCAUAGGAAGAAACGUCACAAGUCCAAGGAUAGGAAAAGGGAUCGACGCAUUAAGAUGGAAGAACAGCAGAUGGAGAACCAAGAGGAUGAGACUGUCGAAGAAGAACUGCCAGCUUUGCCCAUGAAACGGCUUAGGCUAAUAUUUGGUAACGAGAGUCAUACCAUUGACAUACCGUCCACCAGUACUCACUGCGAGAUGUGAUUAACGUUUACUUUGGUUUGUUGUACAAGAAAAUCAUCGCGAGAAUCCGAACCUGGUGAAAAAUUCUGCUCGCCUGACUUUAAUUUUCAUUUAUUGACUAAAAGUUAAACGUGACUGACUUGGGAAUUUUAUUUAUAAAAAAACAAAAUAGGGUCUGGGAAGCGAGUUUUCAUUUUUCACACUUUUUUGAAUUUUGCAAAUUUUUGUUUGGUUAUUUUUAAAAAUUCAGGUAACAAAAUAUUAAUUCAAAAUAUGUUUAGUCUUUUCGCCUAUUACCUUUAAAUAUCAUAUGCACAUUACAAAUUUGAUAAAGAACUACAAAUUUAAUUCUAUUAUAAUUUAAAAAUUGCUGCCCCACGGUUUUUGCCAUAUUAGCAGAUAUGAAUUUAUAAUGAUUUUCAGUUUCAAGUAUGAAAAUGAAUCAAAAAAGGUGAUAUUGCGAGGAAAAAACAAGUCCUUUUUAUUUGCAAUAACUGCGUAACCAUGUUUUUUUAUACUUUUAAUAUAAAAAAUGCAUUUUAUGUAACUUGCUGUGAGAUACUUUGUUUGAUUUUUGGAAGUGGCUGUUUGAUGUUGAUAAACCAGAUUUAUUAAUUUGAUGCAUUACCAACUCACUUCAUAGCAAAUUCUGUGCUUGGUCAAAAUGAAAUUAGAAGUGAACGACGACUUAGGACCAAGCAGAUGAAUGCCAUUUUUUUAGUAUAUUUGCAUUACUUUUUUUUCAGAAAUGUGUCCUGUUUUUUUAAACUUUAGUUGUCAUGGAUUCUUUAGCACCUACAUAUGUGGUCGUUUCAAACUUGAAAAUAAAUCUCCACAUUUUCAAAAACAUUGCCCUUUGUUUUAGGCCAUUACUGCAGUUGUUCCCACUGUUUGUCGUGUUUUUUUUUUUGUAUCCAGGCACAGGUUUGUUAUUUAUGGUUUUCUUUAGUAUAUUAUUUAAUUAAGGCUGCAAAAAAGAUAGUGAAUUAUUUUUUUAAUUGUAGCUAUAAGUAGCACGUAUUCGAUGUAAAUAUAUACACCAUUUUAUUUAUUUCCAAAAUCGUAUUUUAGGUGAAUUUAAUGUUACUUUUUCUCAUUCGCGUGUCUAUUAUUUAGUGUCACAUGUAUGACGUAAAUGCAAGAAAUGCUAUGUUGGUAUUGGACAACAUUCUAGGUGGUCCAUUUAAAUAUUUCCUUUACAAUCAUGUAAUGGGAUUUGCCAAUUUAGCAAUUCAAGUACUGCCAGAUAGGAAUACACAGAUUACAUGUACAGAAACAAAGAUUUCAUAAAGUUAAAAUACAAAGUAUUUUGUCCUGUUUGGCAACAUUGCUAUACUAAAUCUUUAAUGUGUUGUUUCUGGCAUGUACAAAAAGAAUCUUGUUAAAACAUGUUUAUUGUUGAAAUUUAAUGAAAAUGUUCCCUGUAAAAAUUAGGGUUUCUUUGUAUAUAAAUGUAAUGUAAAUGUUAAGUGCAAAAAGAUGUAAUAAAAAUUUCUUUAGUUUUUUUCAUGCGUCAA
Molecule: messenger RNA, 4007 nt
Organism: Cylas formicarius (sweet potato weevil)
Lineage: Eukaryota; Metazoa; Arthropoda; Insecta; Coleoptera; Brentidae
Product: histone-lysine N-methyltransferase Suv4-20-like
Exons: 8
Coding region: 286-2511 (741 amino acids)
Cellular component (GO): nucleus
Molecular function (GO): protein binding; histone H4K20 methyltransferase activity
Source: RefSeq, a predicted model, not a curated record